Molecule: messenger RNA, 234 nt
Organism: Necator americanus (New World hookworm)
Lineage: Eukaryota; Metazoa; Nematoda; Chromadorea; Rhabditida; Ancylostomatidae
Exons: 5
Coding region: 1-234 (77 amino acids)
Source: RefSeq, a predicted model, not a curated record
AUGUGUAUCAGCAAGAAGAAAUCUGGGAACACCAUGAUAGUCAAUCGAACCAACUAUGUCAAAAACUCACCGCAACCUUAUUCAGUUCCUCUGUCAACUUGCAGUCACCAGAAUGAAAGCGCUGCACUUGUACGAAUGUUUGCACAAAUAUUUUGGUGCCACUUCAAAUUCGCGAAAUUCGGAAGUGGAGAAAAAAACAGACUAGACCUAUUUACUAAACAUCUGAGCCGAUGA